This is a messenger RNA of Plodia interpunctella (Indianmeal moth), 812 nucleotides long. RefSeq names its product Iron-sulfur cluster assembly enzyme (gene IscU). Gene Ontology annotation, biological process: iron-sulfur cluster assembly; intracellular iron ion homeostasis. The record is from RefSeq and is a predicted model, not a curated record. Gene Ontology annotation, molecular function: 2 iron, 2 sulfur cluster binding; ferrous iron binding. The transcript has 3 exons. Lineage: Eukaryota; Metazoa; Arthropoda; Insecta; Lepidoptera; Pyralidae. Bases 130 to 606 code for a protein of 158 amino acids. Gene Ontology annotation, cellular component: mitochondrial matrix; cytoplasm.
UUGAUUGAAUGAAGCUGUGGAAAAAAUCACGUUGAUAAUUUUCGUACGUUCGUCGUAAUUUUGUUCUACCUAGUUCUAAAAACAGAAGUUUCCAGUGCAUAUAAAGAUUCCAUCAUAAAAUAAAUCAAAAUGGCCUUCGUCGCUCCAAAUUUACGGAAAUGCGUUAGCUUAGUGAAUAUGAAUAGUUUGGGAGUGCGAAUAACACAAACCACAUCUUACCAUGCAAACGUUAUUGACCAUUAUGAAAACCCGCGCAAUGUUGGUUCCAUGGACAAAAAAGACAAAAAUGUUGGCACAGGCUUAGUGGGCGCUCCUGCUUGUGGUGAUGUAAUGAAACUUCAGAUCAAAGUUGAUGAUAAUGGAAAGAUUAUUGAUGCAAAGUUCAAGACAUUUGGAUGUGGCUCGGCGAUUGCUUCAAGUUCUUUGGCAACUGAAUGGGUGAAGGGCAAGACAGUUGAUGAGGCAUUGAAAUUAAAGAACACUGAUAUAGCAAAAGAAUUGUCUUUGCCACCUGUCAAGCUGCACUGUUCCAUGCUUGCCGAAGAUGCCAUAAAAGCUGCUUUGUCAGACUAUAGGAUCAAACAACAAUCAGCCAAGAAAGAAUAGACAAUUUUCAUGAAUAUGGAAUUGGAACAGAUCUGUGAUUAUUUGAGGAUGCAUUGAGUAGUGUGGGAGUAGCCGCUAAGCAUAUAACAAUUGUCAAUGCAUAUAGAAGAAAAUUGGCAAUUUACAAUUAAUUCGAUAUUGAUGUAGAAACUGUGUUGUAAUAGAUUUUAAAUUGUUUUGUUUCAUUAAAUAAUGUAUAGUACAUA